UUUGCUGUCGCGCUUCUGUGCCAAACAGUCUCCUACCAUCAGUAAACUAGCACGGACAGUACAAUUGUCCACUGACAUAAGUAAACAUUACUUGCAACCCAAUUUCGCAGCUUAGACUCCAGUGAGCCGCUGUCAGUGAGUUUCAGUGUAGACGACUGAUCAGUGAACAAACUUAAAGUCAAAUACACGAUUAUUUGUCUGUGUCUCAAAGCAGAAUCGGAUUUUAGAUAGAACGCUUAACGCCUCAUACCAAUACGUGUACAAAAAAAGAGGCAUACAAUGGGUUUCUCUACUCAGGAAGUUUCCGAUAUCAAAGAAAGCUGGGAAGUGCCAAAAACUAAUCUGACCGACUCUGGCGCGGCCAUACUAGUGCAUUUUGUCACCAAAUAUCCCCAAAAUUUGGUGCAUUUUCCCUUCAAGGAUGUACCAGUCGCUGAUUUGAAUAAAAACGAACGCUUCCGUUCGCAUGUAACGAAAAUCAUGAAAGUCUUCGACAAUUCCGUCAAAGUACUCGGUGCCAAUGAAGAGCAGAUCGCACAAAUUUGGGAAGACUUAGCCAAGUCACACGUUAAACGUCAGAUACCGGAAAAAUCUUACUUAGAGUUGAGAGAUUCAAUUCUGACAGUUCUAAGUGAAGCGGCGAAAUUGACCGACGCACAAAAGGCGUCUUGGAACAAAUUGUUGGAUCAUGUAUUUGCGAUUUUAUUCAAGAAAAUGUCCGAGUUGGGCGCUUAAGUGAGAGCAUAAGCCACAAAGAUAUUCAACAAAGCACGAGAGAAAGUUUCAGUAAUGCAUUACAGAGUAUAGAAGCUUGUAGCACUAUGUUUAAAUAUGUUAUAAUACUGUGUUUUAAUGAAUAUUUUAUAUAUUUAUUAUUAGUAAA
Bactrocera oleae (olive fruit fly) is the source of this 883-nucleotide messenger RNA. RefSeq names its product globin CTT-VIIB-3. Lineage: Eukaryota; Metazoa; Arthropoda; Insecta; Diptera; Tephritidae. Gene Ontology annotation, molecular function: heme binding; oxygen binding; oxygen carrier activity. The record is from RefSeq and is a predicted model, not a curated record. Gene Ontology annotation, biological process: response to hypoxia; oxygen transport.